Messenger RNA from Lolium rigidum, 2629 nucleotides. RefSeq names its product ATP-dependent DNA helicase DDX11. The coding region runs from base 1 to 2604 and encodes 867 amino acids. NCBI's taxonomy places the organism in Eukaryota, Viridiplantae, Streptophyta, Magnoliopsida, Poales, Poaceae. The record is from RefSeq and is a predicted model, not a curated record. The transcript is spliced from 9 exons. Gene Ontology annotation, molecular function: DNA binding; DNA helicase activity; hydrolase activity, acting on acid anhydrides, in phosphorus-containing anhydrides. Gene Ontology annotation, cellular component: nucleus. Gene Ontology annotation, biological process: nucleobase-containing compound metabolic process; establishment of sister chromatid cohesion.
AUGCCGCCGCCGUCGCCGCGGCGAGACUUCCCGGCGUUCCCCUUCGCGCCGUACCAGAUCCAGUCGGAGUUCAUGUCCUUCCUCUACGCCACCCUCUCCUCCGGACCCCGCGCCCUCGCCCUCCUCGAGAGCCCCACCGGCACCGGAAAGACCCUCAGCAUCAUCUGCAGCGCGCUCCAGUGGCUCCUGGACCACCGCGACGCCGUCGCGGGGGGCCACCCCGACCGGGCCGAUGGCUCCACUGCCGCGGCCAGCGGCGGCGAAGAUGAAGAGCCUGACUGGAUGCGGGAUUUCACCCCGCUUCUGCCCAAGAAGGAGAGCACGAAGAAGACGAAGCCUCACCCCGCGAGGAGGCAGGAGCCCAGGAAGGCGGCUGGUGCGGAGAAGCCCGGGGAGGACGACGGCGAGGACGAGUUCUUGCUGGACGAGUACGAGAGUGAUGACGAGGAUGGCACAAGGCGGCAGGCUGGGAAGCGUGCGCACUGCGGUGGAGGUAGUAGUAGUGAGAGCGAGGAUGAUGGGGAUGAAGAGGAGGAGGAGGAGGUGACUCCCAAGGUGUUUUUCACUAGCCGCACGCAUUCGCAGCUCUCGCAGUUUAUCGGGGAGCUCAAGAAGACGGAGUUCUCAGGGAAGUUACGGACAGUGUGCUUGGGGUCCAGAAAGAACCUGUGCAUUAACAAGGACGUCCAGAAGCUGGGGAGUGUAAACCGGAUCAACGAGAGGUGCUUGGAACUGCUGACGAACAAGAGGAGCAGCAAAAUUAAGGCAUGCGCCAAUCAAGUCGAGGGAGAUAAGAGAAAGGGGUCCCGAGCAAAGACCUCUUGUGGGUGUCCAAUGUUAGCAAAGAGAAGUUUGCAAAAACAAUUCAGGAGCGAAGUGUCAGACCAUGGUGCAUUGGACAUUGAGGAUUUGGCCCAAAUUGGAAAGAAGAUUGGAACGUGUCCGUACUACGGUGCACGUGACAUGGUCCGCUCAGCUGACCUUGUAGUACUUCCUUACCAGUCUUUGUUGCUCAAGUCUGCUAGAGAGUCACUUGGCAUUAAUCUGAAGAAUAGUGUUGUCAUCAUAGAUGAAGCUCACAACUUAGCUGACUCCCUUACUAGCAUGUACAACUCAAAGAUCACAUCUUCUCAGUUAAGGGCAGUUCUUUCCCACCUGGAGGCAUAUCUCGAUAGAUUUCAGAAUGUCCUGGGAGCUGGAAAUCGACGUUAUAUCCAAACCUUGACAGUUCUAACACGGUCAUUCCUACGAGUUUUGACAAGGAAUGAAGAUUGUUCCUCCACUGUGACCUCUAUGACUAUAAACAAGUUUUUAUUCUCCCUUGAUAUCGAUAACAUAAACAUAGUAAAACUUUGUCAGUAUCUGAAGGAAAGCAAUAUAAUCCACAAGGUUAGUGGGUACGCCAACAAAUUAUUUAUCACCCAAGAUGGUGUGAACGAUUUGAAUCAUCUGCAGCAGCAUGAUGAAGGAAGCAGUAUAUCAAGAUUUCAGGCACUAGCCAACUUCUUACGCUCCCUAUUAAACUGCAAUGAUGAUGGGAGAAUCAUAGUUGCUCGGCAGAAGCCCGGUGGACAACCUGAAGAUGCAUAUAUUAAAUUUGUGAUGCUUUGUGCAGAGAAAACAUUUUCAGAGGUCACAGAGGAUGCUCAUGCUGUUAUUAUGGCUGGUGGAACCCUCCAGCCUAUUGAAGAAACAAGGUUGCGCUUGUUUCCGAGCUUAUUGCCGAGUGAUAUAAAAUUCUUCUCAUGCAACCAUAUUGUUCCCGCCGAGAGUAUUCUUCCUAUAGCUGUUACACGUGGACCCUCAGGCAUGACAUUUGAUUUCAGCUAUGGUUCAAGGAGCUCUCCCACCAUGAUUGAAGAGCUUGGGCGUUUUCUUUGCAAUAUAGUGGCAAUAGUGCCAGAAGGAAUAGUAAUGUUUUUUGCAUCCUAUGAGUAUAUAAAGCAAGUUUAUGAUGCAUGGACGGCUUCAGGCACAAUUUCCAAGAUUUCUAAGAAGAAAUAUGUUUUCAGAGAGCCAAGAAACAGUGUUGAUGUUGAGGUGAUACUCAACAAAUACAAGGGGGCAAUUCAGUCGUGCAGCAAAAAUUCAGGAGAUGCUGUCAAUGGUGCACUUCUAUUGGCUGUUGUUGGUGGGAAAAUCUCUGAAGGUAUAAACUUCAGUGAUGGUAUGGGUCGUUGUGUUCUGAUGGUUGGAUUGCCUUAUCCAAGCCCAGAUGAUAUGGAACUGAUGGAGACAAUAAAGCACAUAGGAAAUUAUACUUCCAGAGAUGACAAGUCGUUCAUUAGUAAUGAUGAGUGUAAACUUGAGCCUGGUUUUGGUAUACUGAGGAAGUGCAACAGAAGUGGUCAGGAGUACUAUGAGAAUUUAUGCAUGAAAGCUGUUAAUCAAUCUAUUGGUAGAGCAAUCAGGCAUGUAAAUGACUAUGCUGCAAUGCUGUUGGUUGACUCACGUUACUCGCACACCUCAUCAAGCAGGAGUUUCUCUUGCCCUGCAGAAAAGCUACCCCAGUGGAUAAAGACGCGACUUACUUGCGGUCAAAACUAUGGGGAGGUUCAUAGAUUGUUGCUUCAGUUCUUCAAAUUGAACAAACAAAUACGUUAAAAUGCUAUAGAUGUUGCUAUAUUUA